This is a messenger RNA of Trichosurus vulpecula (common brushtail), 578 nucleotides long. It is a transcript of the gene DOK6, whose product is annotated as docking protein 6. Gene Ontology annotation, biological process: cell surface receptor protein tyrosine kinase signaling pathway; positive regulation of MAPK cascade. The record is from RefSeq and is a predicted model, not a curated record. Gene Ontology annotation, cellular component: cytoplasm. The transcript is spliced from 4 exons. The coding region runs from base 33 to 578 and encodes 181 amino acids. Lineage: Eukaryota; Metazoa; Chordata; Mammalia; Diprotodontia; Phalangeridae.
UGGAGGCCGAGGAAUGGUGCAAACAUCUUUGCAUGGAGUGUCUAGGAACCAGACUGAAUGACAUAAGCCUUGGGGAACCUGAUCUGCUGGCUGCAGGAGUGCAGAGGGAGCAAAAUGAACGAUUCAAUGUAUAUCUUAUGCCUACACCAAAUCUAGAUAUUUAUGGGGAAUGCACAAUGCAAAUUACACAUGAAAACAUCUAUCUCUGGGAUAUUCACAACGCCAAGGUCAAGCUGGUGAUGUGGCCCCUUAGUUCGUUGAGGAGAUAUGGUCGUGACUCAACUUGGUUCACAUUUGAGUCAGGAAGGAUGUGUGACACAGGAGAAGGACUAUUUACCUUUCAAACAAGGGAAGGAGAAAUGAUCUAUCAGAAGGUACACUCCGCGACCUUGGCGAUAGCAGAACAGCAUGAAAGACUAAUGCUAGAGAUGGAGCAAAAGGCCCGGCUUCAAACUAGUCUGACUGAACCAAUGACAUUAUCCAAGUCCAUCUCCCUCCCUCGAAGCGCGUAUUGGCACCAUAUCACACGGCAGAACAGCGUUGGAGAAAUCUACAGUUUACAAGGCAAGUGGCUUUAA